This is a messenger RNA of Eremomyces bilateralis CBS 781.70, 820 nucleotides long. RefSeq lists its product as uncharacterized. Gene Ontology annotation, cellular component: mediator complex. Gene Ontology annotation, biological process: regulation of transcription by RNA polymerase II. The coding region runs from base 103 to 687 and encodes 194 amino acids. The record is from RefSeq and is a predicted model, not a curated record. Gene Ontology annotation, molecular function: transcription coregulator activity. The transcript has a single exon. NCBI's taxonomy places the organism in Eukaryota, Fungi, Ascomycota, Dothideomycetes, Eremomycetales, Eremomycetaceae.
GUGCCUGUCCUGAUACCAUCCAUCCCCAUCGCGACAAACCACAACCAUCAUGGCAGACCGAUUGACACAGCUGCAGGACUGCCUGGAUCAGGUACCGACCUUAUGGUCAUUGGAUACCCUCACAUCACUCUAACUUGCACUCAGCUCCUCACUCAAAUGUAUGCCUCUCUACGCUUCAUCGAAUCUCAUGCCCCAUCCGCUGCCAUCCCCGGCCUACCAACGAACCCUGGCGCAACCCAAGAGCAACCCAACACCACCAUAUCCACGACCGUCAAUCCGAGCAGAGCCGACGAUGGCGCAACAGCUGAGAACUCUCGAAAUGGCCACACCUCCCAACCCCCAUCACAACCCCUAUCGUCGCAGACCCACCCCCAUCCCUCCUCCGAACCCGCCAGCGACGAACAACGCCUGACUACCCAAGAACCGCCAAUCCCACCCGAGCAAGGCUUCGACGCGACCCUCAACGAACUAGCGGUUGACCUGACCCUGAAGAUGGCGCAAAUCAUGGUCCUCAUCGACGGGCUGCCGGGCAUCGGGCAAUCGGAGGCGAUGCAGCGGGCGCGAAUCCGCGAGUUGGAGCGCGAGCUGGCGGAGGUGGAGACGGAGCGGGAGGGGGUGUUUCAGGAGUGGGAGGACUUGUGGAGCUUGACGGCGAGCCUGGGGAUGGUGGGGGACUUUGAGGAGUAGAGGCGCGUCGUACGUGGGAAUCGAAGGUGUUGGGCGGUCAUGAAGCGCGGCAUUUGAGAGGGAGUGCAUGGAUGGGGCGUUGGAAAGUAUUCAUGUUGGCUUGAGUAGGGUUGCAGAUCUAAUUUAGAUACAA